This is a messenger RNA of Ectocarpus sp. CCAP 1310/34, 1416 nucleotides long. The record is from the annotation of a GenBank genome assembly. NCBI's taxonomy places the organism in Eukaryota, Phaeophyceae, Ectocarpales, Ectocarpaceae.
AUGCUCUCGCUGGCCGAGAGGGUCUUCGUCGACAAACUUGGAGCGACGGAUGCGAGCAACGUGCUACGCGGCGCGGCUAACCUACCGCGCGACGGAGACUUGUGUGACGACGCCUUGAAAGUGCUGGAGACCUAUGGGGGGGUGGCGAUGGACAUUGCGUUUGUGGGGAGCUGGAGCUCUGUGCGUACUCCUGACAGCUGCGCACCAAAGAGCAGCUGGGCGUGGACACGUGCCGUGGAAGAAAUCGAGGCCCAGGGUGGAGGGGUUGGCGUUGAUAGAGACGCCAACAGACUUGCAAUUCUGCGCGCGGGCUUCAUGUACCUAGCGAGGGACUACCCUUUGGCCCAGGAGCUGUACGAUAAGCUCGCGGCGUUCCCCGAUCGCCAUUCCUUCAGGAGUCAGACGCAGCUGCGCUUCUGGACGACCAAGAGGGUCGACGCGUACGCGAUGUUUAACAUGCGGAAGACUUCGGAGGAGGCGGGGGGUGAGGGGUGGUGGGUUUAUCGACCGCACGACGAGCAGCUUAUACCGAUGGAGGCUUCGGAUGCAUCGCAGGUUCAUGCUGUUCAUGUUCUCGCCGAAUUAUGCUGUCACGGCGAAAAACUCGGCGAACUAGAGGCAAUCAUGCGGAAGCUACUUGAACACUACGAUGCCCACGGGGGAGGCUGCCCAGAGGUGGAGAUGAUAGCUCUCUAUAUUAUACCGGAAAUGCUCUUGGUUGGCUGGGACGCCAUUCCGAGCGGGAAGCAGCUGAGUGCCGUUGAGGUGGGCGGUGGUCUUGCGACAAGCUUUCAGGGCGGCUUCGCAAAGGUUGAACUAGGCGAGUGUGCACAGAAGGCGGGCCGGCUGGGGGACGCGGAAGCCUGGUUUAGGCAAGCGCUGAAGAUCCAGGAGGCCAAUUUGGGGGGCGAUAAAGUCCAGGAGGGGAGAAAAAUUGUGGAGGCGGAGGUGUUUUUUCGGCGAGCGUUGAAGAUCAAGGAGACCACGCUGGGGCCCGACGGCUUCGCCGUUGCCGUGGUGCUGUACGAGCUGGUUCUGUGUGUGCGUGAGGCGGGGAAGUUUGCGGAGACGGAGGCGUUGUUGAGGCGAGCUGUGCACAUCUGUGUGUACAAGCUGAGGGCUGACGACCUGCAGGUUUCCGUAGUGCUGCACGGGCUGGGUCCGUGUCUGCGUGAGGCGGGGAAGUUUACGGAGGCGGAGGCGUUGUUUAGGCGAGGGCUGGAGAUUCGCGAGGCCACGCUGGGGCCCGGCGAUCGUAUGUUGGUCGUGACGCUGAACGAGCUGGGUGGGUGCCUGCGUAAGGCGGGGGAAUCGGCGGGGGUGGAGGCUUUUCUUAGGCGAGUGCUGAAGAUCAAGGAGGCCAAGCUGGGGCCCGAAGACGUCCGAGUUGGUUCCACGCUGCAACACAGGCGGUGA